Messenger RNA from Acanthosepion pharaonis, 717 nucleotides. The record is from the annotation of a GenBank genome assembly. NCBI's taxonomy places the organism in Eukaryota, Metazoa, Mollusca, Cephalopoda, Sepiida, Sepiidae.
AUGUCUUUUCAUAUCUAUCUCUGUAUCUCAGUCUAUUCAUAUCUAUCUAUCUAUCUAUUAUUCUCAGUUGCUUCAUAUCUAUCUAUAUGUCCUGUGAAUGAUUCAGAUUUUUAUUUACUCUUUUUGUUUUUCCUUGCAUUUUUCUUCAUUCUUAAUUCUUCCUUUCACCCUUAUUCACAUAAACUUCAUUUUUCUAGAAUUUUCUUUCUUUCUUCUAUGUUUCUUCCAUUUUUUUUUUCUUGCUGUCCAUUUUUUAAUAUUUAUUUUUUUCUUCAUCAAUUUCUGACAAUUCCAGUUUCCUCUGAUCUUUCCUUUUUUCUUCUCCUUUUCUUCAAACUUUUCUUCCUUUCUACCAUUUUCUCUUACAUUCUCUUUUUAUCUUCCUUUUUUUAUAUUUUUCUCAAUUUUUCCCUUUUUUUCUUGCUUCUUUUGUUUGUUUCUUUCUCUUUAAUUCGUCACUUCUUUAUUUUGUUUCUGUCUAUCCCUUUGUUUUUAACAAUCCCAGUUUCCUUCCUUUUUUCCUAUUUUUCUUUCUUCCCCUUUUUUUCAACCUUUUCUUCCUUUCUCUUUUUCAUUUUUCUCUUUCAUUCUCUUGUUCAUUUCCUUUUUAUUUUUCUUCGCUUUUCUUCUCUUCUUUUUCUACCUUUCUCUUUUCUUUUCUUCCUUUUAUUCAUUCUUCAUUGUCUUUUUAUUUCUGCUUUUCUUUUUAUUAUUUAA